AAACUCCAGUCAAAUAGUUAAUUUUCAUCAAGAUGGCUUUCAGAAUCACCAGCCAAUUGCAUUCGACCGGCAAACACAUUGGUGGCUCUCGUCGCUUCGCGACCACGGUCGCUGAUGGCGCCAAACAAACAUAUAACAAGUUUUCAGUGACGGGAGAGUUUGCACCAGUCGCUAUAAUAGGAGGCUUUGUUGCACUAGCGGUUGCUAUGGCCGUACACAGCCUUAAGCAGCAGCUUGUGCAUUCUCCGGCGGUAAGUACACGGAAGAAUAGACGAGCGGCUGUCGCGGAAGUCGAUGAUCCUGACCAUUGUGUUUCCUCCGCCAACAAGUUUAUCAACAAGUCUUGGCUACGGAAAGUAGGUCAGAUUCAAGAUAAGUCUAAUGCCAUCUUAUCAGAUCCCACAAGACCCAACCCAUACACCACGCCUCGAAAUGCAGAGACAUUGAACUCCGUUGGUGUAGCUCCAAGGGGAAUCUGAAAACUUUCUAUGAAUCGAAUAAGUUUUUGCUUUCAAACGAAAACGCAAUUUAACUUUCUAAUUUUUGUUUACUAAUGUUUGUACAUAUAAUAAUCUCUUUGAGCAUGUUUCAAAUAAAGCUGCUUUCUCUUUUCACAUGUAUAUAAAAA
This is a messenger RNA of Eutrema salsugineum, 628 nucleotides long. RefSeq lists its product as uncharacterized. The coding region runs from base 33 to 479 and encodes 148 amino acids. Lineage: Eukaryota; Viridiplantae; Streptophyta; Magnoliopsida; Brassicales; Brassicaceae. The record is from RefSeq and is a predicted model, not a curated record. The transcript has 4 exons.